Liolophura sinensis is the source of this 1897-nucleotide messenger RNA. RefSeq lists its product as uncharacterized. The record is from RefSeq and is a predicted model, not a curated record. Bases 140 to 1504 code for a protein of 454 amino acids. The transcript is spliced from 6 exons. Lineage: Eukaryota; Metazoa; Mollusca; Polyplacophora; Chitonida; Chitonidae.
GUCAAACAUGGCGUAUGAUGCGAUCGACCAGCCAUGAUUUCGCCGGCGCUUCGGUUUUGUGAGCCCUUGUAGUGGGCAAGAGCGAGCCAGUGAUAGCGGCAUGGAAGUUCGGAAAGCCACGUGUUAGGCAACGUGCAGCAUGCCUCACCAUCAUGGCGGGGAGGAAUUUGCUCUAUUCAUUGGCGGACUGAGGUGUGACAGGAAAAUCAGCUUUCUCAAACGAAAGUUGAUUGAGCUGUUUAACAUGGGCCUGGGGAUCAGCCUAGUCUCCUCUCAUGUCAACAUCAUCGCCCCACCGGGAAAGCGUUUUGCUUUUGUCUAUCUGGUCUCUGCCGAGGAAAUGGACAUGGCCCUGGAGUGCCUUGGUAGUCCAGAGAAUCGUGCCAAGCUGGAGUUUGACUUUGACGAGAUACAGAAUCAGUCACACGGUCUGUCAGUCCAAAUCAAGUUGAGUAGGAACGAGAUGCUCCUGUCAGAAGCCACCCACCCGUCUGUGAAGCUGAGCCAGGAUAUCCGAGACUACAAGGCUUUACGGCCUUUACAGCUGGAACCUUUGAAGCGGCCUUUUGGGAACCAUCUUGCAAAUCAUUCCGUGGAGGAUUCUACAGAGACAAAGGAGAACAAGGACCUGGGCACUCAAACCUCCGUCGUGCUGAGCACUCAUGCUGUUAUGGAGGUUGACGUGGACUCUUCACCCCACGAUCAGACGGGAUUCAGACAUGCUAACACCUCCACCACAGGUCUUUUCCGGAAACAGAAGGCCAAACGGAAGAUUUUCGGAAAUGCUGGGACCUCAACAACAGGUCUGAUCGCCCCAGGAUCAAGUAACCACUCCCUGCCAGAUAAAUACCUGAUCAUGGGCCAGUACCUGGGCAACGAGACGAGAAAUGUGGAAUUCAAGAGGGGCGGGGGUCAGUACAUGAAGAAACAGUUGAAGGAUCAUGUGGCCAAGUACGUGUGCUGUUUCCUCAAUGCCGGAGAGGGAGGGUCUCUGUUUAUAGGCGUCGAUGACAAUGGGGCGGUGCAGGGCGUGGAAUGUAACUUCCGACAGGAAAAUGACCUAAGACUUUUGAUUGACAGCAUCAUUAAGGGGAUGGUGCCUCAGGUAUUUCCCCAGCAGUACACCGUCAGCUUUGUGCCGGUCUUGGAACUACAGCAGGAGCACCUGACACCUAUAGCAAAUGUCCAGGUGAUUGAGAUCCAUGUGGAGGCUGUGGGUAAGCCAGAUCGUCUGUACGAGACACAGCGUGGGGAAGUCUACAUCCGGCGUGACGGGUCCGUGCAGGGCCCACUGCGAGCAAGCGAUAUCCAGGAGUGGACCAGAAUGGUGCACCGCCAGGAGGAGAAGGGUCGGCGUGGAGAACUGCACCGCCUUCAGGAGGAGAUAGACAGCUAUCGCCAGAGGGAGGCAGAGCUUAGAGAUGAACAGGACAGACUGCUUCAGCAAGUACAGCACCUUCAGAAUCGGCGUCUUCACAAAUCCAGGGCCUGCUCCAUUUUGUGACACGACGAAGAAGAUGGGGUGGCAUCUUAAGUUGUCCUGCGUAAUUUCACACCGUUACAUCUAGUGCUGGUCAUGUUUGUUAACACAUUGUCCUGUAUUGUGAAUGUGACAAAGAAAUGCUAUAUGUAGCUAUCCAUAUUUUAUUUAUAAAACUAACUUUGAAGGUUUUUAUUUGUGUAAAUGUAAUAGUACUUGUGUCAUAAGAAUGUGCAGCUUUCUUAUGUACAAGUAAAUUAGGGAAAUUUUACACCCCUACAAACUCUUUCUGAUUUUGUCUUAUAUGUAAAACUUUUUUUAUAAUGGCAAAAUGUGUGGACCAAGUCCAGGUAAAUGCAGGUAAAUUUUAUACUUGUUUAAAUAUUCUUAACUUUUAUAAAGGAAAUACAAUCUAAA